This is a messenger RNA of Penicillium paradoxum, 2085 nucleotides long. RefSeq lists its product as uncharacterized. The coding region runs from base 1 to 2085 and encodes 694 amino acids. The record is from RefSeq and is a predicted model, not a curated record. Gene Ontology annotation, molecular function: protein binding. NCBI's taxonomy places the organism in Eukaryota, Fungi, Ascomycota, Eurotiomycetes, Eurotiales, Aspergillaceae. The transcript has 2 exons.
AUGGAUAAUCAAGCAUACAGUGAUCCAAUUUUGCCUCGGCAAUCAAGCUAUCCGGUUGCUGGAGCUGGGUCGUACGGUUCGACCAAGCAGAUGCAAGUUUCGCCAUGGAACCAGCAAGCUUCUGCACAGGUGCCAGACGAUGGGCAAUACCAUCCAAACCAAAAAGGCUCGCCCAGUGCCUCUGACGACGGCCAAUCUCAAUCUCUCCAACAGCCAUCAAGUGGCAAGGCAUCAAGUGGCCAGGCAUCAGGUGGCCAAGCAUCGGGUGGUCAAGCAUCGGGUGGUCAAGCAUCAACCGGCCAGACAUGGAGUGGCCAAGCAUCAACCGGCCAAGCACCAGCCGGCCAAGCAUCAACCGGUCAAGCAUCAACCGGUCAAGCAUCAGGUGGUCAAGCAUCAACCGGCCAGACAUGGAGUGGCCAAGCAUCAAGUGGCCAAGCAUCAAGUGGCCAAGCAUCAAGUGGCCAAGCAUCAAGUGGCCAAGCAUCAACCGGCCAAGCAUCAAGUGGUCAAGCAUCAACCGGCCAAGCAUCAACCGGCCAAGCAUCAACCGGCCAAGCAUCAAGUGGCCAAGCAUCAAGUGGUCAAGCAUCAAGUGGUCAAGCAUCAAAUGGCCAAGCAUCAAAUGGCCAAGCAUCAAGUGGCCAGACAUGGAGUGGCCAGACAGGGAACCAACAAACCGCCUCAGUAGCUCAAGCACCAGCCGCGCAGCAAGAAAGUACAGGAAGCAAUCAAUGGUCUGUGGCGCCCACCCUGCAACAGGAUAGUACGGGAAACAAUCAAUGGUCUACACAAAGCAAUCAAUACUCACCAGCACCCUGGGAGCAAUCUUCAUCAGCCCAAACGUCUGUCUCAUCCACUGAAAAUGCUGAGACACCUACUUCGACACAACCAAAUUCACUGGCGACUACGAGUCAGACAGGGCCAAGCAGCACUUCAUUAGCCCAACACUCAGAGUCUGGGUCGUCGUACAGCGCAGGAAAAACUGCGGGUAUCGCUGUAGGUGUCGUUAUUGGCACAAUAUUCAUUGCAGUUCUCAUCCUGCUCCCACUCCGCAGACGACGCAAGCUUCGCCAAAAGGCUGGCACUCUCCAAAAUGACCCUAAUACGGACGACCCGCACCAAGAAACUUUCCUCUCAGGCCUACAGGCCCAAGGCAAUCAAGUGGUGUCCUCAGUAGCAGGUAUUUUCAAGGGCAGGGAAAAGAACACCCCUGUGCUCCCGCGUUUCAAUUCAGACAAGAGUCUGGCAAGAACAAACAGCGCCUCGAGCGCUUCCAGUGGCUCCAGCCGGGACGAUAAGCGCAAUCUGUUCUCUGGUCCAAAGAGUUUACCAUUGAUUACAGUGAGUUCCUCACUAUCGAUUUCAGAUGAGAUGGAGAGCGAGAAGAGCUUCAGAUGCAAAUCUCCAGCAACAAAUGAGGAGAAGAGCGAGAAGAGCUUUAGAUGCAAAUCUCCAGCAACAAAUGAGGAGAAGAGCGAGAAGAGCUUCAGAUGCAAAUCUCCAGCAACAAAUGAGGAGAAGAGCGAGAAGAGCUUCAGAUGCAAAUCUCCAGCAACAGAUGAGGAGAAGAGCGAGAAGAGUUUCAGAUGCAAAUCUCCAGCAACAGAUGAAAGCUCAGGGACGCCCAGUCUUUACGCCCCAAGUGUCACCUCAUCAGGCUCCUCGCCAAAGCCGGCGGAUAGUGCAGGCCAGGAACGUGUCUACGGCCCAGGGUCCAUGGAGAACUCCAGCAUUGGAAACUUGCUUUCAGCCAGUCCAAUGAUCAACAACAUCUACACCGUGGAAAUGGAUUUCAAUCCGCGCAAAACUGGUCAACUGGAACUUCAAAAGGGCCAGCUUUUGGGUAUAUCAUGGAUCUUUGACAACGGAUGGGCACUUGGAGUCAGACUUGACUCUCCUGAAGCAGGCUUGGUUCCUCGCUCUCACCUUUCUGCUACCCCCACUCGACAACAAGUGAAGUGCAGCGGCGAUCAAAGAGCAUCGAAAAGAUUCUCCAUUCCCCGGCAACCAUUUGCCUUGUCCCCACGAUUCUACUCAUGGAUUUCGAAAUCAGAGAACGCGCAGAGCUCGUCACCGGCUUAA